AUGAAAUCAUGGAAAGCAAGCUUGAGAUUCAAUGACAUCGCAAGUGGCGAGAUCAUCCGGAUGAUAGACCUAGGUCCACGGUUAACAGCACGGAUUGCCAAAACACCCGAUCCCGUUGCCCCAGCUGUUGCUGACCACUAUGCGACCUACCCGACCCAAGCGAAGCGCAUGCCAAGUGGUGCCUAG
This is a messenger RNA of Penicillium longicatenatum, 186 nucleotides long. RefSeq lists its product as uncharacterized. The record is from RefSeq and is a predicted model, not a curated record. The coding region runs from base 1 to 186 and encodes 61 amino acids. NCBI's taxonomy places the organism in Eukaryota, Fungi, Ascomycota, Eurotiomycetes, Eurotiales, Aspergillaceae. The transcript has 2 exons.